Molecule: messenger RNA, 2116 nt
Organism: Cotesia glomerata
Lineage: Eukaryota; Metazoa; Arthropoda; Insecta; Hymenoptera; Braconidae
Exons: 6
Coding region: 195-1214 (339 amino acids)
Molecular function (GO): methyltransferase activity
Source: RefSeq, a predicted model, not a curated record
CGUUAGAAUUAUUUUUUCUUAUUUUUUAAUUCACCACGAAGUCUUCUGGAAAAUAUGACAACUAAAAAAUGAUAAAAGUAAAGGUUAGCGGUAAAAAAUUACCACGUGCAUAGUGUUAAAAGUAGAAGUAGAAGUGAAUCUUUUACCAAAUAAUCAUCCAAAGUUUAUUAGAAUAAUUAAACCAAAUUACCAAAAUGUCAAAAAACGAACAAAAUGGAACCGAUGACAUGAAAGCGGCUGUAGGAGAAAUAGACGAAAUAAUGAAACGUUAUGAUGAAAAAAUUCGUAACAAGUUGGUCUCUCAUAUUCUUUCAUCUUGGUUGACUGAAAAGGCAGCUGAUCAUUUCGGUCUAGAUGAAGUUUUAGAAAAUGAAAAUUGUGUGGAUGAUGACUUUGACACCGGCGAUGUUUUGGAUGACCCGAUCAAGACUUUAGACAACAUCGUUGCAUCAAUUAAACCCAAAGUACCUCGAAGCGGAAUUUUGGAGUUAGAAAAUUUCGUUCAAACUAAAAAACCCGAUGAUCCCAAUGCAACGAUUGAAAUCGAUUGUUUUCUGUACGACGAUGAAGACUUCGACAUUCUUGAAGACAAAGGAGAGCUGUCACGUUACUACUGCGAAACAUGUGGCUCUAAGAAAAUUAAAUUCUUAAAUAUUGAAUCACAUUCGAUGUCCCGGGAAGAACUAUUUACUCUUUUCAAUGAUACCCUUCCUGUUCUUGUAGAUAAAGUAGUCCUUGAUGUAGGCUCACGUCUCGGUGCAGUUUUGUAUGGAGCUUACGUAUUUACUGAUGCAGAAAAGAUAAUAGGUGUCGAAAUGAACAAAGAAUUUUGCGACAUUCAAACAGAGGUGAUCAACAAAUUCAAAAUGAAUAAGAGAAUCGAGGUGAUCAACAAAAAAAUUCAGGAUUGUGCAGACGUACUCAAAUCUGCCGAUGUAGUUGUUUUAAACAACAUCUUUGAACCGUAUCUUCCGAAAGAAAAGCAUGCUGAGUUGUGGUAUUUCUUCAAGGAACACAUCAAGAAAGGCGCUUACAUCGUAUGCCGACCUCCAAUUGAACACGCAGUGAAAGAUUUGAAUCUCAACAUCGACGUUACCGAGUGGGUCAAAAAAGUAGAGGCACUAAGUUUUGAUGAUAAUACUGACGAAGGUGAAAAUGAGACUCCCAAGAUCGAUUUUCCGAGAAGUGGGAUACCCUGCUAUGUGGUUCUAUAACAAAAUUUAAUUUAUUUAAGCAUUUUUUAAAAAUUAACUAUCUACGCUAAUAUUAUAUGAUUAAACAAGAAUCUGAGAGGCUAAAAAUAUCUUAGCGGUAUGAACUGUAAGUAUAAGGAAGUCUCAGAUUUAAAAAAAAACUAUUAUUUUAAUUAGUAGUUCGUGUAUUCAGCUGAGUGAAGGAAAAUAAUCCGUUAUAUAUAUAUAUAUAUAUUACAAUAUACAAUACACAAUAUAUACAGUAUGCAAUUGCAUUCUAUGGAGUCUUUAUAAGUACCUAGACUGAAGCGUUGAGCCCCUUCUCUAUCGUAAGUAGGAGAAGUCACUGGCAAUAUGGUCAAGUUCAAAUCACGGGUUCAGUCGCCAAUUGACUCACUAUAGAGCUCAUGCUAAGUGUUUAAUCACCACAAUUAAUAACACUUUUUGUUACUAUCGGAAAUUAUAUGUUAUUUUGUUAAUUAUUCAGCGCUGUUUUAUAGUCAAAAGUCUAGAACUGUUACUAAUUGUUGCCAAUAGUUAUGAUAAAAUGAUAAUAUUAAAUGAAUAGAACAAGAAGCGGACAAGAGUGUGCCAUUGCCAGUUUACGAAAACCAGCGCAACGAAAUGCCCAGUACUUACACAUACAUGUGAAUGUACAUACUGUGUACUAUAUAUAUAUAUAUAUAUAUAUAUAUAUAUAUAUAUAUAUAUAGGGGGAGAGGCGUGAAAAAUCCUGUGUAGUGCGGCGCUUGAUGCCGCUGUUGCUGCUCUGCUCGCAAUGGCUGCCAUUGCCGGCUGCUAAACUGUCAUGACAGUAGUCAUAGUGUUGCCUUGCUGGUCUUGCUCUUGGUUUACCACUAAGAAAAUAAUAAACGGCAUGUGCUUACAUAAAAUAAUACACCAGCAGCUACUUGUAGAGUGCA